Molecule: messenger RNA, 1963 nt
Organism: Synchiropus splendidus (mandarinfish)
Lineage: Eukaryota; Metazoa; Chordata; Actinopteri; Syngnathiformes; Callionymidae
Product: E3 ubiquitin-protein ligase MARCHF9-like
Exons: 5
Coding region: 673-1665 (330 amino acids)
Biological process (GO): protein ubiquitination
Molecular function (GO): ubiquitin-protein transferase activity; zinc ion binding
Source: RefSeq, a predicted model, not a curated record
GUUUAGAUCUGAAGGAACAUGGAGAAGGACGGAGUGGUUCGACAUGCGGAUGAGCAGUGCGUGUAUUCUUGUCACCAAUGAUGCCAGGCACGACCUGAAAACAACACCUGCCAGUUUAACUUUGCUUUUUGUCUCCGACACCGGCUGAUGAACCGUUAACUUUGUCAACGAAGCGUUCCGAGUCCGCCGGCUGGAGGAAGAUGUAGGGCGCAAUUCAUCCAGGCAUCGAAGAAGGAGAAGAAGAAACAAAGGCUGCCGAAGUGAUGGUGCCAGACAACAAAAGAUGCUCGCCGUUCCAGCUCUUGUCCCACCUGGUUCGUGGCUAAACCUCAUUGACUCCUUUAAAUGUUGAAUUUCCAAACCGUCGAUGCCUUUUUUAUGAGUUCAAUUGAAAGCACAGGUCCUCGCUCUGGACUUUAGGUGUGACAGGAGGGUUAUCACCUCAGCCUGUGCUGUUUUUGUUUUUCUGAGUGGUAUUUGUGCGACUCACGUUGGUCUGUGGAGGUGAUGGCUCCGUGUUCGCUGGAUGGAGGUUCACCAGUAUGUGAUGAAUGCCAGCCUUCCAGACCUGACAAAACAAUAACAUGCACCCACCAUGGAGAAAUGAAUCACCACCAACUUCGGAGUAUGAUGCUGCCAUUUGACUCACCAGGAGAGCAACGCUGCUGAAGAAUGCUCAAAUAUCGGAUCAGGCUGUUUUUUAAUGAACUUAAAGUUUUGCUCCUGAUGCGUUCCGGAACCAGUGGCAGGACCCAACCUGGGACGGAGCCUGGUUCCAGUGGGAGCGAGCUCGGGCUCGGGGGUUGCGGCUGGCCCCCUCUGAGUUGCUCUCAAAGCGAUGACGCCGAGGAAUAUUAUGGUUCUGAGUCCAGGCCGAGAAGCCUUGCCUUUGAGGACAAAGAGAGCUACCAGAGGAGCUUGGAGUCAGCUUCACUGCCCAGUCUGGCUGAGAGCGGAAGCAGGUCGCCCCAGUGUCGGAUCUGCUUCCAGGGACCAGAGAAGGGGGAGCUGUUGAGCCCAUGUCGAUGUGCCGGGUCGGUUCGCUGCUCUCACCAGACCUGUCUGAUCCGCUGGAUCAGUGAGAGGGGCUCCUGGAGCUGCGAGCUCUGCCUUUUUAAGUACCAGGUCCUGGCCAUCAGCACCAAGAACCCGCUGCAGUGGCGGACGAUUUCUCUGACGGUGAUCGAGAGGGUGCAGAUCGCGGCGAUCGUCCUGGGCUCCCUGUUCCUUCUGGCGAGCAUCUCCUGGCUGGUGUGGUCUUCACUCAGCCCGUCAGCAAAGUGGCAGAGGCAGGAUCUCCUCUUCCAGAUCUGCUACGGCAUGUACGGCUUCAUGGACAUAGUCUGUUUGGGCCUUAUAGUACACGAAGGCUCUUCUGUGUACCGGAUAUUCAAGCGAUGGCAGGCAGUGAACCAGCAGUGGAAGGUUCUGAACUAUGACAAGACGAAAGACUUUGGCGACACGCUGGGCUUCAGUGGCAAGAGUGUGGAGGAGAGGAAUUCCCCGCGCGUUGCCAUAAAUGCUGAUCGAAACAUGAGCCGUCACGUCAGGACUUUUCUGAACCAGCACUGUGCUUAUACCAUCCUACACAUCCUGAGCCAGCUGAGGACAAACAACCUUCACAGCAACAACAGUGAGAUGGUCAUGAGAGUUACCACUGUCUGAGCGCGACUUCAGCCUCGCCUGAGAUCCAUCCAAUCCAAAUUCUACUAUCUUCUCCACCAUGUUCGUCGGAAAAGAUAUUUGGAUUCGGACUUCGACUGCAGCUUUAUAUCUUCAAGGUUUCUACUUCCACGUUACUGCUCUUCUUUUCUAUGGAAACUGAAUUAAAUUUGAUACUUAAGAUGAUGCCGCUGAUCCUGAUUUUGUGAUUGUAACUAAAUAAAAGUUUCAUGUUUCCCUCACUGUCCUAAGAGUAUGAAACUGUUUCUUUUGUUUAUUUUCUGGAUCGUUUGUUGUUCUC